Lucilia cuprina (Australian sheep blowfly) is the source of this 4215-nucleotide messenger RNA. RefSeq lists its product as uncharacterized. The record is from RefSeq and is a predicted model, not a curated record. Gene Ontology annotation, molecular function: aspartic-type endopeptidase activity. NCBI's taxonomy places the organism in Eukaryota, Metazoa, Arthropoda, Insecta, Diptera, Calliphoridae. Bases 1 to 4215 code for a protein of 1404 amino acids. The transcript has a single exon. Gene Ontology annotation, biological process: proteolysis.
AUGGCAGCUAUUCCUAAAAUUUUGGAACGUCAAAAGGUUAUUGGGGACGAAAUUGUAUGUAUACAUACAAAAUUGGACGAUCGACCAAUUCGUCUACCAAAAUUAAAUGAUUUUAAAAAACGUGUUUUAAAGUUCAAAGAUGAAUUUAGAGCCAAUAAUGAAAUGUUAUCAAAAUAUGGAAAUAAGUCCGAAGAUUACUUCACACAAGGAUAUUUUGACUACAUCACAACAAUCAUCAAAGAAAUAGAUGAAAUCAUCAUAAACGAAGAGAGUAGAACUGAAAAAGCGACUGAAAUAUCGUCAAUAAAUAAGGACACAAAAAUAAUGGAAGUACCUUAUGUGACAGAAUAUGCGCAGAAGCACACAAUUAACGAAGAGUUUUCUAAGAUGGCAAAUUCACUCAAAGAAUUAUGUGAUGAGCUGAUCACAAAUAUAGAAACACUAUCUAUAACCAGUCUACCAAUAAAGCAAAAGCAGUUAGAAAGUAGAUAUCAGCGCAUGUUGAAUAAAUUUGAAAAAGUUCCCGAAGCAAUGAACAUAGAUGAAUUAUUGACAGAAACCGAGGAUUAUUAUUAUAAAGCUUUAAUAAUAAUUAAUAAUAAAAAAGGAGAUGCAGAAAGCACUCCCAAAUCAGCAAGUAACAUUGAUUUUUCCAGUUCUGCGAACCUCUCAAAAAUAAAAAUACCCGAAUUUGAAGGGAAUAUAAACGACUGGGCAUCAUUCUACGACUUAUUUAAAAGUUUAGUGCAUGAUUGCCAUCAGCUUUCCGACGUAGAAAAAAUGUACAGGCUGACGACCUCACUUAAAGGCGAGGCAAAAAAGUUGAUUCAGCAUUUAAAUAUUACUUCCAAUAAUUAUGAAGCUGCGCUGGAGAUCCUUAAGCAAAGGUACGAAAAUAGAAGAUUGCUGUUCACUAACCAGGUUGAUAUAUUGCUGGAUCAACCAAUAGUGGAUAGUGAAUCUUCGGCUAGCCUUAAACAACUGUUGGAUACAACAAACAGUUGCAUUUACAUUCUUAAGGGGAUGAAUCUAAAAUUAGAGGAUGCCGAACCUUUUAUAGCCCGCAUCAUUAUCAGGAAAUUAGAUAAAAAUGGACUGCGGCGUUACGAGCAAAAUAUAAAAAAAUCCAAAGAAAUUCAAAGUCUAGAGGAUGUGAUGGAUUUUCUGGAACAAGAGGUUCAAGCCUUGGAAGCAGUUUCGAAAGGAAAGUUACAAAAUAAUUUCAAAAGAAAAACAAGUGAAAUGAGCAAAUCAUCAAACUCAUUUCACUCAAUACAAAAAUCAUGCCUUCACUGCAACCUAAACAACCACUCCACACCGGAAUGCAGGAAGUUUUUGGCUUUGUCUACGGCUGAGAGACGAAAAUUAGCUUAUAACAACAGAUGGUGCUUCACCUGCAUUGAACAUAAAAGUAACAAGUGGUGCUCUAGCAAAAUAAAAUGCUGUCAUUGUGGAAAAGGUCAUCAUAAAAUUCUUCAUCUUAUCGAAGAAAAUAAAGACAAAUCCCAAACAUCAUCAAUGACCACAAAAGGAUCUACUACAACAUCAGUACUUCUGGCAACAGCACAAGUUAAAGUACAAGCGGCAAAUGGGGAACAGUUGAUGUUGAGGGCGCUAAUUGAUCAAGGUUCACAAAUAACAACAUUGUCAGAAGAGGCAUCUCAACUUUUACGUCUACCAAAAACCAGAUGCAAAACGGAAAUCCAUGGUCUCGGAGGUGCAGUAGUUGGAGUCUCAAGCGCAAAAACAAAACUAGUAUUAAGGCCAAGAUUCUUAAGCAACAACUUGGUGGAAACGGAAGCAUUAAUACUGCCUCGUUUAACAGGAGCUCAACCAAGUCAAUCAUUUGAAAAUGACAUCGAGGAAUGGAAGAACUUUAUUCUUGCAGAUCCUUCCUUUAAUGAAUCAGAUAGGAUAGAUAUUGGCGAUAUAAUUCCACAUAUCAUUAAAGAAGGCGUUCAUAAAAAAGGGGCGUGUUGGCGCAAUCAACAAUAUUUGGAUGGAUACUCUCAGGUGUUAUUAAUAAAAAGACAAAACCUGAAAAAGUCCACCACCAACCUAGAACGCUUUUGGGAAAUAGAAGAAACAUCAUUAGAAUUCAAUAACCAUGAAGAAGAUGAGUUUUGCCAGGAACUAUUCAAAACAUCAACCAAAAUUGAUGACUCCAAUCGGAUUGUGGUAAAUCUACCGAUUAAAAAAGAUAAUAACGAACUUGGUGAGUCAAAAAAGCAGGCAGUAGCUAGACUGCUCUCUAUGGAGAAAAAAUUUUAUUCAAAUCCUAAAUUGAAUGAACAAUAUAUACAGUUUAUGGAAGAAUAUGAAAGAUUGGGUCACAUGAAAUUAACAACAAACAACAGUGGAAAAUAUUAUCUUCCUCAUCAAGCUGUAAUCAGAGAAAACAGCUUAACCACAAAAUUAAGGGUGGUAUUCGAUGCAUCAGCAAAAACAACAAAUGGUAAAAGUCUCAAUGAUGUGAUGUAUACGGGACCAAGGCUGCAAAAAGACAUAUUUGAUAUUAUUUUAAAAUGGCGGCUAUGGAGAUAUGUAAUGAUGGCGGAUGUUGAAAAGAUGUAUAGACAAGUGAGAGUUGCAGAAGAAGAUCAAAAAUAUCAACACAUAUUAUGGCGAAAAAAUAAUAACGAGCUGAUAAAGGAGUAUAAGUUAACAACAAUUACGUACGGAACAGCCUCAGCUCCAUUUCUUGCAGUGAGGGCGUUAUUUUAUAUUGCUGAUACCUGUCCAAUUCCGGAGAUUAAAAAUAUUAUUAAAGAAGAUUUUUACAUGGAUGAUCUCAUAACAGGAGCCGACACUAUUAAGCAAUGUAAAUAUAUUCAGCAUAGUGUUUUAAAUCAUCUUGCAAGUUAUGGUUUUAAAUUGAGAAAAUGGCUGUCAAAUGAAAAGCAAAUAACUGAAGACGUAUGCAGUUCCAUAAUGAUUCAAAUAAAAGAUGAUGAGUCAAUAAAAACAUUGGGAUUGCAGUGGGAUCCAGUUUUGGACAACUUUAAAUUUGGUAUCAACUUUUCAAACAACGAUAAAAUUACAAAAAGACAUGUUUUAUCAGAAGUGGCUAAGAUUAUUGAUCCUUUAGGGUGGUUGUCACCAGUUACAGUUCUUGCAAAACUGUUUAUACAAAAAUUGUGGUUGCUGCAGAAUAAAUGGGACGAAGUCAUACCCGAUGAGCUAAAUAAUGAAUGGCAAGUGUUCAAAAAUAAUAUAUCCUCUCUACAAGAAAUUCGUGUGCCAAGAUGGGUGCAGUUAACAACUAAGUCUAGAUUUGAGCUGCAUGGUUUUGCGGAUGCAUCGGAAAAAGCAUAUGCAGCUGUAAUAUAUAUAAAAAAAGAAAACUCGGUGACGCUUCUUACCGCCAAAACAAAAGUAAAUCCAAUAAAAAAUAGGAAGACUUUGCCGAAAUUGGAACUUUGUGCUGCACAUCUAUUAGCAAAACUACUACAAAAGGUAUCUAACAUUGUUAAAGGCCAACAUACGAUAUAUGCUUGGAGUGAUUCAACAAUAACUUUAGCAUGGGUCAAAAAUAAAACAAACAAAGAUAAAUUCGUCCGAAAUCGGGUAGCAGAAAUAAACAACAUUAUACCUAAUGCGAUAUGGAAUCACGUAAGCAGUAAAGAUAAUCCAGCAGAUAUUGCAUCACGCGGUAUUUGUGCUUCACAAUUUAAAGCACAUUCUUUAUGGUGGAAUGGCCCUCAAUGGUUGAAUAAAUCAUCAGAGUAUUGGCCUUGCAAAGCAGAAAAUUCUGAAAUAGUGGUCACUGCAGUCACAAGGAUAAGGAGUUCUACCUUGCUAAUGGAGGUGAUCAACAAGUAUUCAAAUUAUACAAGACUUCAAAGAGUGGUGGCAUACAUCUUAAGAUUCAUCAAUAAGCUGAAAAAGAAGCCCCAUGAAUCUCAACACUUAUCUGUAGGCGAAUUAAAAGCAGCAGACAAAAUUAUAGUAAGAUAUCACCAAGAAAAUGAAUUCAAUAGUGAGAUAUCAGAUCUUAAGAGAAAUGGAGUAGUUAAUAAAUGCUCCAAAAUAGCGAAUUUAUUUCCUUUCAUAGACAAUGAUUGUUUACUGCGUGUGGGUGGUAUACUACAAAAUUCGAAUUUACCAUAUAAUCAACAACAUCCAGUCAUAUUGAUGAAAUCAUCCUUAGCAUCAGCAAUAGUGCAUAUUCAAGGUGCAUAUUCAAACGUUGCAUGGUGGAAAUCGCAUAGUUGA